Parascedosporium putredinis is the source of this 972-nucleotide messenger RNA. The record is from the annotation of a GenBank genome assembly. Lineage: Eukaryota; Fungi; Ascomycota; Sordariomycetes; Microascales; Microascaceae.
AUGGCCAGGGUAUUCCACAGGUUUACUCGCGCCACAGCAGUUUCCGUUCCCCACAUGCCCGUGGGCUUCAAUUAUCCAGGAGGCGUUGCUCUUCCCCAGGUCGCCAUUAACCGAAACGGCUAUGGGCAUGUUGGCGAGCUCGUUGCCGGGCAAGCGCUCCACAGUCAGGGCCUUGACGGAGCAGGUGGGAUCACCAAGUCACAUAUUGAAUCGUUGAAGCACAAUUUGAAGCGAGUGGAAGACCAGCUCCAGUACAAUGUCCACCAAAUCGAUGUGAAACACAUGGAGGGCUUAGCAAGGGAGAUUCGUCACUCAAUAAAGGCUUUAGAUGAGGCUCUUCCUCGCCAAUUAGAGUUUGAAGAGAUGCACUACCCUAAAAGCGACAAGAACGAUUCAAGGCAAGGAGGCGCCGCUUUCAACCCCAUGACUUUGCAAGCUACGGCAGGACUCAAUGGAUGCCAUGUUGCUCUCAAGUCGAAUGGAACCCUCGAGCAAGGGGCUGGAAGCCUGAGCAGGGGAAACCGUGGGCUGUUCUCUAUUGAGCAUGCGUUUCCGAGACAUACAAGUUCGGACAGCGAGCAAUUUCGGCAGUUCUCUGGCUUGCCAAUGACUGCGGCUACGGCGGCACCAUUUAGCCCAUCCGUGCAGUCGUUUGGUUUCCAAGUGGGCUCAAGCUCUGAAGAUGGUUGUCGAGAGCCCGAAUCCAAGGACAAUAGCCGAAAGAGUCUCUUAUCCGUCAGUGGAAAAGCGGUUCGUGAAGCGGCGACAGGGAUAGCUAAGAACGAUCAUGGGAGGGCAGUCCGCAGCAAGGCGGGCGUGCUGCAGAGCAAUCUCACCGGGCAAUCCGGUAGCAGCAUUGAACUUACUGAUCGCCAGUCACCUCGGUCGACUCCUUACCUUGUCGGAAGCCUGGCUCCCGGGACACUCACGGCUUCCUUCCCCAAUACGGAGGGCACGCAGCCGCUUCUCUAA